CCCAUUGUCUCAACUAUUGCUGCAGCUAUAUCACCCUUUAGCCAUCUUUCUCUCCUACCGUUGCCUCGCUCCUCGUGGCUUUUAUCAGUCACUAUUGCAUUCCCGGCUGUGACAUAAUCUCGGGCGAGAUCUUGGAGGUAGAGAAAGGGAUUGAAGCCUUGCUCUCCUACCGUUAUUAUCAUUGCCUGCUGCCUUUAAUUCCCUCCCCAAAAUUUCUUUAUACUCUCGAGCCCCCAGGCUUCUGCCGGUUCGCAAAACCCCGCUGGAAACAGACAAAGGGAUCGGAGGAGGCCCCCAACAGGUGCCCUCCCUUCUCGAUACAUCACCGGUUAUCUUGUAUGCCGGCUCUAGGGUUUCUCAAGAAGAAGAAGAAAGAGAAAGAUUCAUUCGGAACCAUCGACGCCAACCUCCGCCACUACACCGGCCACUUCCCAUCACUCAUUCAAGCAUUCGAUUGCGUCAGCUUCCUCGACUUCAACUGCCCCUCCAACGACCCCAUCUGCUCCCUCUGCUCCUGCCGCCGAAUCCAUGGCAUUGGUCUCUGA
Messenger RNA from Tuber melanosporum (Perigord truffle), 545 nucleotides. RefSeq lists its product as uncharacterized. The record is from RefSeq and is a predicted model, not a curated record. Lineage: Eukaryota; Fungi; Ascomycota; Pezizomycetes; Pezizales; Tuberaceae. The transcript has 2 exons. The coding region runs from base 339 to 545 and encodes 68 amino acids.